Molecule: messenger RNA, 4056 nt
Organism: Marmota flaviventris (yellow-bellied marmot)
Lineage: Eukaryota; Metazoa; Chordata; Mammalia; Rodentia; Sciuridae
Gene: Tsc22d2
Product: TSC22 domain family member 2
Biological process (GO): regulation of transcription by RNA polymerase II
Source: RefSeq, a predicted model, not a curated record
CGCCGCGCUCGCCGUCGCUGGGAUUGAAUUGCGGCGCCGCGGCCGCGGGACUGAAAGGAAGGCGGAGCCGCCGCAGGAGGCGAGGAGGAAGCGAGAGGAGGAUGCCUCGCCCGGCGGCCGCAGCGGCCCGUGACUCGUAGGGCGGCGGGCCUCGCACCAGCGCGAACUGGACUUUGUCUGCGGGCCCUGCGCUGCCCUCCGCGGUUUCCAGUGGGAUCCCCGAGGAGCCGCGGUCCUCGCUGCUCGCCAGCCUUCUUCACCAUGUCCAAGAUGCCGGCCAAGAAGAAGAGCUGCUUCCAAAUCACCAGUGUCACCACUGCCCAGGUGGCCACCAGCAUCACAGAGGACACCGAGAGCCUGGACGACCCGGACGAGUCACGCACUGAGGACGUUUCCUCCGAGAUAUUCGACGUUUCCCGAGCCACGGAUUACGGCCCUGAGGAGGUCUGCGAGCGCAGCUCCUCUGAAGAGACGCUCAACAAUGUUGGGGACACGGAGACUCCCGGGACUGUCUCCCCGAACCUCCUCCUGGACGGGCAGCUGGCGGCCGCGGCGGCUGCGCCCGCCAACGAAGGAGGAGCCGUUUCAGCCCGGAGCGUGGCCGGGGCACUCGCCAGUUCCCUGGCGGCGGCCGCCACCUCGGCCCCCACCUCGGGGGCACCCGGCGGCCCCCCAGUGGCGGGCUCGUCCAGCGGACCAGGGUCGGCCCCUCCAGCGCAGCCCCCCACCACUUGUAGUUCUCGUUUCCGUGUGAUCAAGCUGGACCACGGCAGCGGGGAACCCUUCCGCCGCGGCCGAUGGACGUGCAUGGAGUACUACGAGCGGGACUCGGACAGCAGCGUCCUGACCCGCUCAGGGGACUGCAUUCGGCAUAGCAAUACCUUCGACCAGACUGCUGAGCGGGACAGCGGCCUGGGAGCCACCGGAGGGUCGGUGGUGGUGGUGGUGGCCUCCAUGCAGGGGGCGCACGGGCCCGACUCGGGAACUGACAGCUCCUCGACUGCUGUGUCACAGCCACCCCCGUCGGAGAAGAUGAGCCAGCCCGCUCCGGCCGCGCCGCAGAGUUUCAGCGUUGGGCAGCCGCAGCCGCCGCCGCCCGUAGGUGGGGCUGUGGCUCCAAGCUCGGCUCCGCUGCCGCCGUUCGCUGGAGCCUCUGCCGGGCCGCAGCCAAUGAUGGCAGCCGCACCGCCGAGCCAGCUCCAGGGGGCCGGGCCGGGCGGCGCCCCUCCGGGGCCCGGGGGACAGGUCCUGCCGCCAACAAAUGUAGCCCUGGCGCAGCCGGCUGUGCCCCUGCCUCCGCAGCCUGGCCCUGCCGGCGGCGCUUCUGCCGCGCAGCACCCGCAGCACUUCUCGUACCCCCAGCCUCAGAUGCCGCCUGGGCACUUGCUGCCGGCACAGCCCUCCGGCCAGAGUGAGUACUUGCAGCAGCACGUGUCCGGCCUGCAGCCUCCGAGCCCCGCGCAGCCCUCAUCUACCAGCGCCGGAGCGACCCCUUCCGCCGCGGCCAGCUUUCCCCUGGGCGCCGGCCAGAACGCCGCCUCGGCCGCCGCGCAGCUAGUGAGUGCGUCUCCUCAGCCCAGUGAAGCUGUGGCUCCGGGGCCGGGACCUACGCAGGGCGGGCAGGCCGCGCCUUGUCAGCCAGCUGGUGUGCCCCCGGCUGCUGUGGGAGGCGUGGUGCAGCAGGGCAUGGGUCCUGCGGGGCCCGGGCAGCCCCCGUCGGUGCCUCCGCCGCAGAUCGGUGGCAGUGGUCAGCUGUCAGCAGUGCCUGGUGGCCCUCACACCGUGGUGCCCGGAGUUCCAAACGUGCCUGCAGCGUUGCCCGCUCCAAGCGUGCCUAGUGUGUCUACCACUUCUGUUACUAUGCCAAAUGUACCCGCGCCUCUGGCCCAGUCACAGCAGCUGAGCAGCCAUACGCCAGUCAGCAGGAGCAGCAGCCUCCUCCAGCAUGUUGGGCUGCCCUUAGCCCAAGGCACUCACAGCGCACCGACAAGUCUACCACAGUCUGACCUAAGCCAGUUUCAGACUCAGACCCAGCCUUUAGUCGGGCAAGUUGACGAUACUAGAAGAAAAUCAGAACCCCUACCUCAACCACCACUUUCUCUCAUUGCUGAAAAUAAGCCUGUUGUGAAGCCUCCUGUUGCAGAUGCCCUGGCCAACCCCCUCCAGUUAACACCUAUGAACAACCUCGCCACCUCUGUGUUCAGCAUAGCUAUUCCUGUUGAUGGUGAUGAAGACAGUGCAUCUGGGGGAGGUGUUGUAGCCAUUGACAACAAAAUAGAACAAGCAAUGGAUCUGGUGAAAAGCCAUUUGAUGUAUGCAGUAAGAGAAGAAGUGGAAGUUCUAAAGGAACAAAUAAAAGAAUUAGUUGAAAGAAACUCUUUACUUGAACGAGAAAAUGCACUGUUAAAAUCUCUUUCAAACAAUGAUCAGUUAUCCCAGCUCCCAGCCCAACAGGCCAAUCCUGGUAGCAGUUCUCAGCAGCAAGCAGUGCUAGCACAGCCUCCACCGCCUGCGCAGCCUCCACAGCAGCCGAAUGUCUCCUCAGCAUAAGCUUUCUUAAGCCUCACUAAGCAAAACACUGACAGCAAUCCAUCUGUGUGCCACUGCUGUUCUUCCCACUUUAUAUGAAAGCAAGUAGCCAUGCUUUGGUUGUGUGUUUGGCCUUUUCAGUAUUAGACAAUCAUUCUACAAGAGCUUUUCCUCUCUAAGAUGUCAUGCAGCGCUUUCGAUGUCCAGUUCUAUGUCAUCAGUACACACGGAGAAUAAUAGAUGGGGUUUUCUAAAGCAAGCAGAAGUCUGCAUUUCACCUGGUGCGCAUGAGUAGGGUCUUUAAGAGUUUUGGUGGCUCUCCAUGUUUCCUGUUACCAUGGAUUUACCUUGAGCCUUCUUACCACAUUAUAAGUAACAGUUCAUCUAAAGAGCCACUUUUCUUUCAACAUCAGUAACAUUUGCCUACAUAAGUUUUCAUUUAUUUGUGUUUUAUUUAUUACAGGGCUGCUAUUUUCAUAAUGUACAUGAACAAUGUCACAGAACUUUUUUAAUUUUUUUGAAUAAUUAUAAAUAUCAGUAAAGGAAUUGAAAGACAGGAUUGCAUUUAAUAGAUAAAACGUUUAGGCAAUAAUUGAACAAAAGAAUCCUGGCAUAUUUCUAACACUAAUGGCAAUUUAGCUUUGGUAUUUAUUUUCAGUAGUAAAGACCCAGCUUGAAUGUAAAUUUUGUAUAGUGUAAGUAUGAAGAACGUAGUGCAGCUGUACAGGUAGUCACCAGUUAUUGUGAUAUAAUAAAUAAUUGGGCUAUUUUGAUGAAGAAAACUUUGUUCAUUUGUUUCUACUUUCUAAUAGAGAAAUUGCCACGAUUCCUCUGCUUUCUGACAUUUCGUAUGACUUUUCUUUUGGUUGGGAAUAAAAAGCUGUGAAAUUGUUCAACCUACUUUGUAACCAAAGAAGCAAAGCUGUGUAAUGGAGUUUUGUUUUUUGUUUUUUGGGGUUUUUUUUGUUUUGUUUUUUUUUUUUGGUUUUUUUUUUUUUUUUUUUUUUAUAUAAUGCACAUUCUUUAUGUAUUUUUAUUUAGUGUUUUCUCGGUCACAAUUUUCUUUGCUGUCUAGCAUGAUCUGCAUGACCUAUAAUCUUUGAACCACUUUCGUACCUCAUGUUUUUAUCCAGCACUCUUAUUGUAAUAUGUACUAGUCUGUGAACAAUGUCAAAUAAAAAAAGAACGAACGGGUGGUUUGGUGGAGCUGAGCUAGUGUGCAAAACGCUAGUUGUACAAAAACAAAAAUGAAGUGAGCCAUCUUUUGUUCAUUUAAAAUGGUGUUUUGAAUUUCGUAUGCAGAAAACGUUUUGUUACAUUGCAGAUUUUAAUGUAUUUAAUAAAUGCAACAUGCAGAUUAAGUGCAGUGUAUACUGAGUAUUUAAAUUAAAAUGUACAUUUCAUAAAUACAGUUUCAAGAGAAAGCAUCAUUUUGUGUAUACUAACACAUUAAGUGUAUGUCAGAAAUUGAUGUAUAAAUAUAUAUUUUAACACAUUUUCUGAAAUUAAACUGCAGUUUUGUUGAAA